AUGCAUCAGAUUAAUUUACUUAAUAACAUUAAAAUAAAAGAAAAUCAAAAUAUUAACAAUGAAGAAUAUGAAAAUAGAAUAAAUAGAAAAUCAAUUUAUUCAAGAAAAACCAUUAUUUUAAUACUUAUCGCUGUUAUUGCUGGAUUAGGUUUAAUAACAACUACAAUACUUAUUUCGAUUACAUUUGCACUUGAAACAUCGAAUUCUAUGAAUACGACAAUACUUUCCACAAUUAAACAUACAAUUGACAGUACUAAUACAAAUUUUAGUAAUAAUACUUUACUAUCAAUUACAAUGCCUAUCACCACUACUACUAUUACAAAGACUAUAGUAACAACAACUACUGAUAUUCUAACUAGAACAAUUCGAAUUAUUUCAAUGAAUACAACAACAGCUAUAGCUACAAGAAAUUUAUCAGUUACCAUGAAAUAA
Messenger RNA from Rotaria sordida, 432 nucleotides. NCBI's taxonomy places the organism in Eukaryota, Metazoa, Rotifera, Eurotatoria, Philodinida, Philodinidae. The record is from the annotation of a GenBank genome assembly.